AUGUCAGUUUCGACUGGUUCGAACCGGAAGUUUCCGAUCGUUGCGCCGUCGCCUCCGCCGUCUGUUUCAAGUAAAGUUGGCAGUAGUGGCUUUUGGAAGCGCUCAAGCAAGUUGCGAGCUCCAAACAUUUCAUCUGUAGAUAGGACUCGUGUAAAUUCCUUCUACUCUACUGUUGUUGUAAUCAAAUUCUGUUAG
Messenger RNA from Prunus armeniaca (apricot), 195 nucleotides. NCBI's taxonomy places the organism in Eukaryota, Viridiplantae, Streptophyta, Magnoliopsida, Rosales, Rosaceae. The record is from the annotation of a GenBank genome assembly.